AUGUUGACCACCGUCCUUGCCGUGCUUGGCUUGUUAGGCGCCUACCUACUCGCCAAUGCCAUCUAUGCCGUCACAUUUCACCCCUUGGCUGACGUACCCGGUCCAAAGAUCUGUGCGAUCACUCGCAUACCAUACUGGCUCGUAACACUCUCGGGCGAUGACGUCCAAUGGAUGAAGAAGCUUCACGACCAAUAUGGACCGGUCCUUCGCUUUGGGCCCACGGAUCUGAGCUUCGCGGCCGGGCAAGCUUGGCAUGAUAUCCACGGACCGAAGGUGACUGAGAAGGCGCAAGAAUUCUCGGUUCAGCCUGUCAAUGGUGUCCCCAGCAUGCUCACCGCGAAUACUCAGAACCACGCGCGAGUACGCCACUUAUUCUCACCGGCCUUCUCCGAACGUGCAUUGAAGCAGCAGGAACCUCUUUUUCGGAAAUACGUGGAUCUCUUGGUGUACAAGAUAUCAGAAGUUGGUGAAGACGGCAAAAAGCCUGUGGAGAUGACCCAGCUGCUUAACUUCGCAACAUUCGAUGUCAUGGCAGAGCUCUGCUUCGGGGAGCCCCUUGGACUGCUGGCUAAGAACGAGUACAGUCCAUGGGUCAAAUCGAUCUUCGAGUCUCUCAAGAUGCUUCCCAUUGCUUCUAUUAUCAACUACUACCCCAUUCUGAACGCCAUCUUCACCCGAUUCGAGCCGAAGUCUGUCACAGAGCAGCGGGUGACACAUUGCAGGCAUUCGGAGGAGCGUGUCAACCGCCGUCUACAAGAUGGUUCCACCCAGCCUGAUGUCUGGAACCUUGUGUUGUCAGCCAAAGAGGGGAAGGAGUUGACUCUGGAGGAGAUGCACUCCAACUCUGAGCUGUUCAUGCUCGCUGGCUCGGAGACAACGGCUACAUUGUUGAGUGGUUGUAUCUAUAAUCUACUUACGCACCCCGAGAAGAUGAGGGCUCUAGUCGAUGAGAUCCGGGGAAACUUUACUAAGCUCGACGACCUGACCUUUGAGAAUCUUGCCGAGUUGAAAUACAUGAAUGCUUGUCUCAAGGAAGCACUUCGCGUAUAUCCCCCUGUUCCAAUAGGUAGCCCACGAGUGGUAAUGGAAGGGGGACAAGUCAUCCUCGGCAAGUGGGUUCCACCGGAGACACGCGUAUCAGUUCACCACUGGUCAACAUAUCAGUCCGAGGCCAACUUCAAGAACGCCGCUACAUUCACACCAGAGCGCUGGCUAAAGUCCGAUCCCGUGUACGCGGGAGACGCCCUGGAUGCUCAUCAACCCUUCGGGUUUGGGCCCCGAAAUUGCCUUGGGCAGAAUAUGGCCAUGCACGAGAUGAGACUCAUUCUGGCCACACUCAUAUUCAAGUUUGAUUUCGAUCUCUGCGAUGAGAGCCGCAGCUGGGACGCGCAGAAGUCGUUUGCCCUGUGGAUCAAGAACCCGCUGAAGGUCCACGCAAAGCCAGUAUCUACGCAGACCAGACUAAACAUUUGA
Molecule: messenger RNA, 1473 nt
Organism: Diaporthe citri
Lineage: Eukaryota; Fungi; Ascomycota; Sordariomycetes; Diaporthales; Diaporthaceae
Exons: 4
Coding region: 1-1473 (490 amino acids)
Molecular function (GO): oxidoreductase activity, acting on paired donors, with incorporation or reduction of molecular oxygen; iron ion binding; monooxygenase activity
Source: RefSeq, a predicted model, not a curated record